UCAAAGUAACAUUCUGACCUCUUGGAGUUUGUUUCCCUUUCCCUGUUAAAGCUACGCGGAUUCCUCUCUAGGGCUACCUGUUAACCACCAUCUUGUUCUCUUUGGGGAAGUUAGGCUUUAUAUCAGCCCCUCUUAUAGUAGCCCCCCUCCAUGAAGGGGGUGUUUGAUUUCUCUCAUCCUCAUCUCCUUUUCAAGUAGAGUAGCCCCUCUCUCUUUGGAGACUGAUUAAUCCCUCGUUUUGCACUAAUCCCUUCUUUCAGGGGGCCUCUUAAAACCUCGUGCCCACUCUCUUCCUCUGCUCAAACUUAGUUAAACCAAGAAGCUUUUUAUCUCUUGAUUUGUCUUAGGGGACGGUUAGGCAUCCUAUCCCACUGUGCCUGGCCUUGGGGUCUCUGCCCCCUCCCCUGUCACUCAGAUGCUGCCAUAGUUAGUGAAACACUCACAACAGAACGAUUUAAGAAUGACUUAUGUUAUUUUCGUGAACACAGAAUAUUUUGUUCCAGAGUAAGUGCAUUUGUUUUCCCCACUGCGGUGGAAGUGGUCUUCUGUGGGGGUUUUGACCCCGCCACCUCCCAUCUGAAGUGCCUUCUCCUUCCAGAGUAAAAUAAGUCCCCGCUCCCAUCACCUUCCCCACACACAUGUGAAACGGAGAACUUUGUUCCCAGAAGAGUUUGCUGUGAACAUCACCAGGAGUCACAAGAUGUCAGAGAAUCAACCCAACAACCACCAUCAUCCAAUGAACAAUAAUGGGGGAGCUGGGGCCCCUGCCGUGAAUAACCGGGGGGUUCGCAACCUCAACCAGAACCCCCUGAUCAACGUCCGUGAUCGCCUAUUCCAUGCGCUGUUCUUCAAAAUGGCCGUGACCUAUGCCCGUCUCUUCCCACCCUCCUUCCGUCGCAUCUUCGAAUUCUUCGUACUCCUCAAGGCCCUGUUUGUGCUCUUCAUCCUGGCUUACAUCCACAUUGCCUUCUCCCGCUCGCCUAUCAACUGCUUGGAGCACGUCCGAGACAAGUGGCCACGGGACGGCAUCCUGAGAGUGGAGAUCCAGCGCAACUCGACCCGCGCCCCCAUCUUCCUCCAGUUCUGCGAGAACGAGAAGUUCCCGGGCAUGGCGGUGGAAGAAGAGGAGGAGGAGGAAGAGGAGGAGAUGACAGUGGAGAUGUUCGAAAACAGCUCCGUCAGGUUUGAGUUAGAUAUCGAGCCAAAGCUGUUCUUCAAGCCGCCCCGGUCUGGCGGUGCCAAGGUGCUGGCCCAGAACAAAAGCCAGGAGUUCUCGUUCGGCAGCGAGACGGCCCCUAAAGUGUGGCCCCAGGAAGAGUAUAUCGUGGAGUAUUCCUUGGAGUACGGCUUUCUGCGCCUGUCUCAGAGCACCCGCCAGCGCCUCGGCUUCAUGGUGGUGACCCUGGACCCUGUCCGUCUCCAUGCUCUUGCGGUACUCGCACCACCAGAUCAAAAUAAACCCGGCUCUGUAAGGGUUGGGAACAUCGCUGCCUCUGUGCAGAGGGGGCCCAACUUUCUCACGCCGGCCCGCUCCCUUCCCUUCCAGACCCUGUCCGUCUCCAUGCUCUUGCGGUACUCGCACCACCAGAUCUUCGUCUUCAUCGUGGACCUGCUGCAGAUGCUGGAGAUGAACAUGACCAUCGCCUUCCCCGCAGCCCCUCUGCUCACGGUCAUCUUGGCGCUCGUAGGUAAGGAGGCGGCCGCCGGCCCAUCGGCCUCCAAGGAGACUCGAGCACCUUUAGCA
Molecule: messenger RNA, 1744 nt
Organism: Gekko japonicus
Lineage: Eukaryota; Metazoa; Chordata; Lepidosauria; Squamata; Gekkonidae
Product: membralin-like
Exons: 6
Biological process (GO): positive regulation of ERAD pathway; response to endoplasmic reticulum stress
Cellular component (GO): endoplasmic reticulum
Source: RefSeq, a predicted model, not a curated record